AUUUGCACUGUCACGACCAAUGGGAGCCGCGAACUGUCAGGAAGUAAACGUGCUGAUCCAUCAUGCCCCGCCCACUAAGUGCUGGCGCGGAUUGAUGACGUGGUAGGGCUCGGAGUCUGUAAUCUGGACUUGGAGAGCGAUAUCUAAAAUAAUGGCUGACUGGAGCAACUACUAUGAUAAAGAAGAGGGUAAUGAGGAUGAAGAACAUGAAGAUGGGGAAGGGGAACCUGGUGAGUUUCGCUUCGGAGGCAGGGACUGUCUGAUCUUCCUCGUUGAUGCCUCUAAACAAAUGUUUAAGAGCCCGAGUGAUGAUGAUUUAACACCGUUUGACAUUGCUCUGCAGUGUAUCAAAAGUGUCUACACCAGCAAGAUCAUCAGCAGUAACCGCGAUCUUCUGGCUUUGGUGUUCUUUGGCACUAAGGAAAGCAAAAGUCCUGCAUCGUUCAAACACAUUUUUGUCCUUCAUGAUUUGGAUUCACCAGGGGCAAAGCGGGUUUUGGACUUGGAUAAAUACAGAGAAGAGAAAGGAAGAGCGUACUUCUCUGAAACCAUUGGGCACUCAUCGAACUUCUCACUGGCCGAUGCUCUCUGGUGCUGCUCAAAUCUGUUCAGCAACAUUAAGAUGAAAAUAAGUCACAAGCGAAUAAUGUUGUUCACCAAUGAAGACAACCCACACUCCAAUGAGUCUGACAAAAUCACACAGGCAGUGACCAAGGCGAAGGACCUGCGUGGUUUGGGGGCUUGCUUGGAUCUCAUGCAUCUUGAAAAAGAAGGUGGUUUUGACAUUUCUAAAUUCUAUCGGGAUAUUGUGAAUAAUGAUGAGGAUGAAGACCUUGGCGUUCAAUAUAAAGCUUCCAGAAAGCUAGAUGACCUCAUGAGAAAAGUGCGGGCCAAGGAAAACAAGAAGAGAUCUAUGUGCAGAAUCCCUCUGAAGCUGUCUGAUGACCUCUACCUUACUGUCGGAGUGUAUAACUUAAUCCAGAAAGCUUUCAAACCACCCCCAGUAAAGCUGUACCGUGAAACCAAUGAGCCUGUAAAAACUAAGACACGAACAUUCAACAGGGAGACGGGUAGUCUCCUGCUUCCCAGUGACACAAAGAAAGCUCAAACAUACGGUAACCGGCAGAUUGUGCUUGAGAAGGAGGAGACAGAAGAGCUGAAGAGGUUCGAUGAUCCGAGUCUUGUGCUGGUCGGCUUUAAACCUAUCAGUUUGCUGAAGACGCACCAUUUUAUCCGGCCCGCACAGUUUGUUUAUCCAGAAGAGUCUCUUGUCAGUGGCAGCAGCACAUUAUUUAAUGCUCUGCUUAUGAAGUGCUUGGAAAGACAAGUGAUGGCCGUUUGUAGGUACACCCCCCGCCGAAAUACACCGCCUCGCUUUGUUGCUUUGGUCCCACAAGAGGAGAAACUAGAUGAGGAAAAUUUACAGGUGAAACCUCCAGGUUUCAAUCUAAUUUUCAUGCCUUAUGCCGAUGAUAUUCGUAAAAUUGACUACCCUGAGGUUGUACCCGCAAAUGAAGAGCAGGUGGAUAAGAUGAAGGAAAUUGUCCAUAAGCUGAGAUUUAAGUACAGGAGCGAGUCAUUUGAGAACCCUGCACUACAGCAACACUUUAGGAACUUGGAAGCCCUUGCUCUUGAUUUGAUGGAGCCUGAACCUAUUGAAGAUCUAACAUUACCAAAGACUGACAUGAUAGAUAAUCGAUUGGGCUCACUGGCAGAAGAAUUUAAAGAACUGGUUUUUCCGCCUGGGUACAACCCAGAAGGCAAAGCCGUGAAAAGGAAACAAGGUGGCGGUGACAGCCAAGCUGUAAAGAAGGCCAAGACUGAAACCUCCAUUUCUGAAGCGGAGCUCCGAGCCCAUGUGAAGAAUGGAACACUGGGAAAACUGACCGUGCCGGUGUUGAAGGAAUCGUGUCGUACUUUUGGGCUGAAGGGCGGGAAAAAACAGGAACUCAUGGAUGCACUUGUAAAUUACUUUCAUACAAAGUGAACCUUUUAUAUUUUUUGAUGGAAAAAUAUAUGCCGAACAUUUUUGUAUGACGUUCUAUUGUUUUGUUACAAACGUUACCGGUUUCUAAAAAUGACUGCAGACUAAAGUGGAAAAAUAUAAAAAUUUUCUGUCUGUAUCCAGAUGUAAAUACAUAGUUCCAGAGAAGGAAUAAACUUUUUUUUCUAUGUUUAGUAGCCGGAUGGCACUUACUUUACAAUAAAUAUAAUAAAAAUGUCACA
Molecule: messenger RNA, 2226 nt
Organism: Hyla sarda
Lineage: Eukaryota; Metazoa; Chordata; Amphibia; Anura; Hylidae
Gene: XRCC6
Product: X-ray repair cross complementing 6
Exons: 13
Coding region: 152-1987 (611 amino acids)
Biological process (GO): cellular response to gamma radiation; cellular response to X-ray; telomere maintenance
Cellular component (GO): Ku70:Ku80 complex; nucleus
Molecular function (GO): damaged DNA binding; double-stranded DNA binding; DNA helicase activity
Source: RefSeq, a predicted model, not a curated record